AUGGGCCAUUUAGGUUGGAGAGGCGGUUCAGAUCCUGGUUAUUCUGCGGGACCCUAUUCUCUUAAUGCUUCAACUUCUAGCAAUGGAGCUCGGAUUGAUGAUGAUAUAGCCCUCAUGGCCACCUUCCAUCGCAUUCGAGAUUUCUGGGCCGAAAGGUUUGCUUCAUUAUCCUUCAUGAUCUUCAUUUCGAAUCUUCAGAUCGGUAUGGACACCAAUGUCCCCGGCUUUGAUGACUUGGCAUGGGAGGGUACUCCCAAUGGAAGAGUUUUUGCUUCCAACUUGGUCGUAACAUGUGAAGGCUUCUUCAAUGAACCACACACAGAUUUCGAUCAUACCCGCUAUGCUUUUGGUUUCAACUGCCUCAUUGAUCGAGUAACUGGUGAGCUACAUGAAGCUAAUGGCCCUUCAAAUAAGGGCACUAUCGUGGGAUCCAUGUUUAUCAUGAGGGACUUUGAUAUAAUUGUGGACUAUGAUGGAUGUGAUGGUAUUUAUGAAAGUAUUUGGGAUACCACGAUGUCUCAUUAUACUGCCGAAUCCUUAUGUUUUGAUGAAGAAGGCGAUGAAAUAUGUCCUAAAAAGUGCGCUAUCACAAGAUUUGGUUCUUCUGCACAGGUAGCACAAACACUUGUCGAACGUAUCAGGCUGGUUGAAAAGUCAAAAGAUGAUAUGACUCCAGCACAGUGGGAAGACUAUAGAAAGAGGAAGGUGAAAAGUUAUGAAGCGGAGACUAGUUUCAAACAUGCUAGAAAUAUUGCUAAUGCAGCACUUUGUGCAGAGAGGGCUAAAUUGAAAAGGGAAGCUAAGGUGGCAGCACUCUUCAAAGCCCCCAAAAAAACAUGA
Molecule: messenger RNA, 840 nt
Organism: Melampsora larici-populina 98AG31
Lineage: Eukaryota; Fungi; Basidiomycota; Pucciniomycetes; Pucciniales; Melampsoraceae
Exons: 3
Coding region: 1-840 (279 amino acids)
Source: RefSeq, a predicted model, not a curated record